CCCACUAACCCUGACUGUCUCUGUCCACUGACUCUGACUGUCUCUGUCCCACUGACUCUGACUGUCUCUGUCCCACUGACUCUGACUGUCUCUGUCCCACUGACCCUGACUGUCUCUGUCCCACUAACCCUGACUGUCUCUGUCCACUGACUCUGACUGUCUCUGUCCUACUAAUUCUGACUGUCUCUGUCCCAUAAGCCCUGACUGUCUCUGUCCACUGACUCUGACUGUCUCUGUCCUACUAACUCUGACUGUCUCUGUCCCACUGACUCUGACUGUCUUUGUCCCACUGACCCUGACUGUCUUUGUCCCACUGACUCUGACUGUCUCUGUCCCACUGACUCUGACUGUCUCUGUCCACUGACUCUGACUGUCUUUGUCCACUGACCCUGACUGUCUUUGUCCACUGACCCUGACUGUCUUUGUCCAUUGACCCUGACUGUCUUUGUCCCACUGACCCUGACUGUCUCUGUCCACUGACCCUGACUGUCUCUGUCCCACUGACCCUGACUGUCUCUGUCCCACUGACCCUGACUGUCUUUGUCCCACUGACCCUGACUGUCUUUGUCCCACUGACCCUGACUGUCUUUGUCCCACUGACUCUGACUGUCUUUGUCCCACUGACUCUGACUGUCUUUGUCCCACUGACUCUGACUGUCUCUGUCUGACUGCCUCUGUCCAACUGACCCUGACUGCCUCCGUCUUACUAUCUCUGACUUUGUCCGACUGAUUGAUUGUCUCUGUCUGAUUGCCUCUCUCUGACGCAGCCUGCCUCUGUCCGACUGACGCAGCCUGCCUCUGUCCGACUGACACAGCCUGCCUCUGUCCGACUGACGCAGCCUGCCUCUGUCCGACUGACGCAGCCUGCCUCUGUCCGACUGACGCAGCCUGCCUCUGUCCGACUGACGCAGCCUGCCUCUGUCCGACUGACGCUGUCUGCUUCUGUCCGACUGAUGCUCUCUGAUUGCCUGUCCCACUGAAGCAAUCUGUCUCUGUCUGACCCUGUCUGGCUGCCUGUCUGACUGACUCUCACUGUCCAUCUGAUUGGCUCUGUCUGAGAGUGCAGGUAAUGGAUACAGGUGACAUUGUGUCUGGCGAUGAGCUAUGGGAGCGGAUUUGUUCUGGACUAGCAGCUCAGACAAGGGACGGGAAUGAAACCAAGUCCCCAGUUGAAAGCUGCCAGCUGGACUCUUUCUCAGAAAUAUUCAACCCAACUCCUGCAAAGGUGCCGGACAUGGACUCGGUCAGCAGCAACAAGGAUCAGGCGAGUGUCAAUCCUUGGACUCCCAUGGCAGAUUCGCAGCAAUAUUUAGCAGCAUUGGAAAAUCGCCUGCGAAAAUUGAAGGGUCUAAAUGAGGAACCAAGUUCAAAAGAGAUGUUACUCAGCCUGUCGCAGACAAAGAAGGAAUGUUGGGAUCGUUUCCUACACGAACAGUACGGGUCUGACGUGUACAGCAAUGGAUACGAAAUGGACCAGAGUGCCAUUGACCAUUUCAAGCGGUGGCUUCAGCCAGAGAGAGUUCCAGUCAGUGCAGAGGAAGUUCAGUAUCUGAUCAACCUUGAGGGUCAACCUGCCAGCCAAGAAGAGCUGGAGAGCGAGAGCUGCUCGGCCUGUGAGCAGUGACAACCUAAGCUGCCGUGCCCUCCCUAAUGUCCUUCCAAAGCUCCCAGCUGGUCAUGCAGAGGCCAGAACCAGGCUGAGCACCUCCCAUCACCCGAACACUGAACUAUCAAGCCACUUAAUGUGACAUUUGGUGCCAGCUGGAAGCGUGAAUAAUGAACCUCAGUGAUCUCAACAGCUGAAUAUAGUACUUCAAUGUUGUCUUGUGUGUAUUUUAAAAUGGUGACACCCCAGGAAUUUUCUGAGGACCUCUUCCACUCUAUUGUAAGUAGUGGCGAUCACUUUGACCUGUGCAAAUCCGGCAUUCCAGUUGGUAGAGCUGGAGGGGCCCAGAGGACAUUCCUGACAAGGAAGGUCAGCUCAGUAUUCCUUAAGCUGAUGAUCUGCGUACCCUUCAGUUCAGUAAUGGACCUGUACCAUCGAGAAUGCUGCUCUUUGUCAAGAAGUUUGCACUCAAGGACAUCCCAUCAUGUGUUUCACCAAUCACAGCAUUUAUUCAACAGCACACACACUCUCUGUUCCUCAGCAACAGUGUCUAAACUGGCAGGUUCUAAACAGAGGUUGACAGUCACACUUCAGCCUAUCAAAACUCUCAUCUGCCUGUGCAUGUCUAUCUCAGAUUAAAGAACGAAUUAAAACUCUGCUGAAGUUUCAAA
Carcharodon carcharias (great white shark) is the source of this 2277-nucleotide messenger RNA. RefSeq names its product coiled-coil domain containing 32 (gene ccdc32). The coding region runs from base 1070 to 1624 and encodes 184 amino acids. Gene Ontology annotation, biological process: cilium organization. The transcript is spliced from 3 exons. NCBI's taxonomy places the organism in Eukaryota, Metazoa, Chordata, Chondrichthyes, Lamniformes, Lamnidae. The record is from RefSeq and is a predicted model, not a curated record.